Anastrepha obliqua is the source of this 3434-nucleotide messenger RNA. RefSeq lists its product as uncharacterized. Gene Ontology annotation, cellular component: cytoplasm. The coding region runs from base 132 to 3389 and encodes 1085 amino acids. The transcript has 10 exons. Gene Ontology annotation, biological process: chromatin remodeling. Lineage: Eukaryota; Metazoa; Arthropoda; Insecta; Diptera; Tephritidae. The record is from RefSeq and is a predicted model, not a curated record.
UUGUUUACAACAAAUCAGCGCAUGGUUCAUUUUUCGCUUUUUUUUAAUCGUAGUGUAAUAAUUCUAUUGAAGCUGAAUGAAAAUUCUUUGCAUUGUAUAGUGAACGAAAUUAAUUAAAUGUAAAAUUAAAGAUGGCUUCCUUCGAGCAAUUUGUUGUAAAAGUGAAACCAGCACUGGACAUGUUUCUGCGUGUACCGAAUAAGGCGCACUUAGAUUGUUUACGGAGUGAGAUCUUGCAAUUCAACUUUAGACAGAUGAAGGUGUUUCAUGUACAGAUACUGGCUCCACUGGUUUUGAAAUUGGAAGAGGUUAAUGGCCAGGAUAUGGUCACAGGAAUAUUGGAUUGCAUCCGCAUUGUCAUGUCCAAGCUGUAUUUAGAUGAUGUACAAGAGCUGCGUACGUUGCUAGUAAUUGUUUUGAAGCAAAUUCGUGAACCUGGAGCAGUUACAACUCGUCCCAAUUUAAGUGAGGAACUAAAAUUAGUUUCAGUGCAAUGCAUUGCAGAGGCGUUACGUCGUUCUAGUAGCGAUGUACUGGAGUUAUUUUACACAAAAGAAUCCGCAAUGCUGCUGGGUCAGAUAUUACUAUCAUUGGUUGAGUUUGUUGAGAAAACCACAUACCGCAAAUUAAUCAUUGCAUCGCUUGAAUGUCUAAUGACAGUUUUCUAUGUGCACGAUGAAGCAGAGUUCACCGAUGUGGUGCUACGAAACCAAGUCGCUGACAUAAUUUUUAUAUUUUUGCCUAAAAUUAUCACAGUUCUAUUGAAAACUAGUCUCGCUGAUGAAAAAUUAGGCGAAACACUCAAGUCUACAGCCAUUAAAGCACUGGGCCGCGUACUUUGUGUGAUUUUCGAGCAAUCAAACGAAGCAGUAUUAAAAUGCACCUAUGAUAAGGAUGUUUUUAAACAUCUAAUUCAUAAGGUUUUACAAAAACAAACCGAACCUCACGAAUUCGACGUAGAUAUGGUCGGUAGUAAAAUCCCAAAGAGUCACAUAGAAGACCGUCUAAAGUUGAUGCAAAGCAAUGGCCGUUCCGAGCAAUGGUUUAAAGCUACUUCACUAAAACUGCGCAUAGUUUAUGCACAAACAAGUAUUUUGCGUUCACACGAAUCAGUGCGCGUGCGUACCGAAUAUGCGCGCAUGUGCUGCUCUCUAAUAGAACGUUGUGCCCAUAAUCUCGCAGAAAACUUUCUGAUUUUGCUGGAGAAUAUUGUAGCCAUGUCAGAGGAUGAAGACAAAUGUAUAAAUCACUUGUGUAGACAAACUCUAUCCCAACUACAACAACAAGGCGGUGCAAACGAGAGCAUUUUCGAUGAGUAUGCUGAAAUAUUAUUCGACGAACAUCUGGCGAAAUUGCCGCGCAUCAUAAACCGUUGUGCAGAUGUCGAACAAUACGCGGAGUUGAUUUUUUUAAAAGGCUUUUUUAACAAUUUGAGCGUAUCGCGGAUAAAUUGUUUAUUGUUGGUGCCUAAAAAUUUAGAAAUGCUUUGUAGGUGUCUGCUCUCAGCGAUGGAUAUGAAAAUAAGCAGCGAUUUAUUAAUAGAAGAAUAUGCAACAAGGGAAGUUGUUGUGGCUGACUAUACCGAAUGUACAAAACUUAAGUGGCGGCAAUAUAAAUAUUUAAGUAGCGACCGCUGCGUUAAAAUAGUGCAAGAGAUUUGCGCAAUAUUAGGCAACACAAAAUCAGUCAAUCGUUUGGUUUAUGAUUUCCUAUUGGAGCUGUUGGCGCAAAACCACCAAGCCAUGAAUGAAAUACUGUUGGUAUUACUUUGGGUGGGGACGGGUAUUAAAAAGUCACAUAAAAAUCAUUUGCAAUUGGCUGAAAUGCUAAUUGAGGAAAUCUUGAAUGACCAGCACUGGUACUUAGCGCUGAAACCGGAUGCAAGCUGGCGUUUAAAAGUGGAUAAGCCCACAGACUGGUUUGUGGACCGUACUCCUGGCCUAUAUGAAUCGGCGGUGGAAAUUCGAAUACAAGACUUGGAUUCCGAUGACGAAACGGACUUUGAUGAAGGAAGCAAAUCUCAGCGUGUCACAAUUUUGGAUGCUCAGUUCAAUGUUUUGCAUACCUGUCUGGCUUUGGAUGUUUUAGGCCACUGUGCAUUAUUUUACGGUGAUAGAUUUGACCGUUACAUAUUUCGCUGCCUUCACAAAGUGCUGCUGAAAGUGGCCAGUAGUAACACAAUGGUUUAUCAAGCGGCUAACUUUUGCUUGUUGUCCAUACAAAAAGCGCUGAAAGUCGCACAAGUCACACACUUAAUUGAAACGCAUACGGAUUAUAUCAGUUAUCACUUAAAUACAAUUUUGAAGCGGGCACCCGAAAGUCAUGCUGCCGUCGAUAUACUCACCGUUGCGCUACAACUUAGCAGUUCGAGAUCUCUGCCGCAUUUAGAGAACAUUUUUCAGACAAUACACGACGAGUUUAGCAAAUGCAAACACUCUGAGAAUAUAAAUGCCUUCUUGCGUGUAUUUAAUGCCUUUUUGAGCCACGUUGAACGGUGGCAAACAACUAGCAAUGCUGAUGUUGCGUCUGUGCCAAUGCAAGUUGAAGAUACGCAAGACGGCGGCGAUCCGCUACAAAUUUGGUUGGAUAUUUUGGAGAAACCCAAUCCAUUUGUAGAAAAUGAUGAAAAUGUGAAUUUGGAUGAUGAAUCAAAAGAAGCAAAGACUGCACCAGACACUACAGUUGAUGUUGAUAUGCAAGAUGAAGAGAGGGAUUUGAAGCCACAACUGCCACGUCAUAUUGAGAUGGUGAAACAAAUACUAAAUCAAGUACUAAAAUAUGUUGGCUUUUUAGAUAAAACGCAUCAGUUACUUGCGCUCGAGUGUUUGAUUUGUGGCGUACCGUUGCUGCGCGACUAUGAAGAUGAGCUUCUGCCAAUUGUGCACUUGAUAUGGUCACCGUUCGUGGAGAAAUUUCGUAACAGUGAUGCUGUUGUUUUGAAUCGUUGCUUUACAUUGCUGAAUGUGCUGGCGACAUACGCGAAGGAGUUUAUAUUAAAGCGUAGCAUUGACGACGUGAUACCGUACUUGAAUGAUUUCUUGAGAAACGCAGCUAAACAUAGUCGGUCGGAGACAAUUACCGCCCAAACACAAGAGUAUAAACUACAACGCAUUCUGCUUGCUAACUUUGCCAAUCUCAUUGAAAGCAUACAAAUCGAUGGCAGGCAUUUAAAUGAAAUCGCCGAAAAUGUGUCUUUAUACCUUGCAAAUGAGCAGCCGAGGGAACUGCAAGAGUUAGCGAUUCAGUUUUACAAAAGUCUUCACUUAUAUGAUGGACCGCUGGCGUACAUGGUUGUGGUACAGAAAGCUCAUAUAAGCAACUAUAAGGAGAAUGCAGAAAAAGUGCUGAAGAAUCUGUUUAAGACCGAAAAUCUAGCUGUAAUUAAGUAAUGUAAUUGGUUAAGAAAUAUAAAACUAUUAUUUUUAUAAGAAAUA